AUGUCUGAGGAUGCGGAUAAAGCUUACAAAGAUCUCCUAUAUGGGGGUGUAGCGGGGUCUCUGGGGAAAUUGGUCGAGUAUCCGUUUGACACCGUGAAGGUGAGACUACAGACGCAGUCGGCGGCCCUGUUUCCCACAACAUGGUCCUGUGUUUCACAUACAUACAAGCAGGAGGGCCUAUGGCGUGGGUUCUACCAGGGUAUGGCUUCGCCCGUGUUCGGGGCGUUCCUGGAGCAUGCCGUACUGUUCGUGUCGUUCAACCGGGCUCAGGCAGUUCUCGAAAAUUGUUACAGCUGUGGCCCGCUCGAGAAAGUGGUGUUUGCGGGCGCCAUAGCCGGGGCAUGCACGAGCUAUGUGCUGACGCCAGUUGAGCUGGUGAAGUGCAAGCUCCAGGUCUCAAAUCUGACCGGCGUAUCCGGUCCGCGGUAUACCGCCGUGCUGCCGACAUUGCGCGCGAUCGUAAAGCAGAACGGCCUCGGCGGGCUGUGGCAGGGCCAGUCUGGGACCUUCAUCCGGGAAUCCGCAGGCGGCGCCGUGUGGUUCACAGCCUACGAAGUGCUGAAAGGCUGGCUGGCCAGGCGCAGGGGCUCCACAGAAAACACCGUCUGGGAGCUGUUGGCAUCAGGCGCUGGUGCCGGCGCUGCUUUCCACGCAAGUAUUUUCCCUGCCGAUACCGUGAAGUCGACGAUGCAGACAGAGCACCUAGGUCUGGGGCCCGCCGUGCGUACAGUGCUCAAGAAGCACGGUCCCACGGGCUUCUACCGUGGCGUGGGCAUUACGCUUCUCCGGGCGCUCCCUGCCAAUGCAGUGAUUUUCUACGUCUACGAGAGCUUGUGCGGACUUUAA
Eremothecium gossypii ATCC 10895 is the source of this 846-nucleotide messenger RNA. It is a transcript of the gene ORT1, whose product is annotated as Ort1p. The transcript has a single exon. Gene Ontology annotation, molecular function: L-ornithine transmembrane transporter activity. The coding region runs from base 1 to 846 and encodes 281 amino acids. NCBI's taxonomy places the organism in Eukaryota, Fungi, Ascomycota, Saccharomycetes, Saccharomycetales, Saccharomycetaceae. The record is from RefSeq and is marked provisional. Gene Ontology annotation, biological process: mitochondrial L-ornithine transmembrane transport.